AUGGCCCGCGAGGCUGAAGAGGGCGCAAAGGAGAAGCGCAAGGCUGCGGAAGAGCUCGCCUGGAAGAAGCGCAACGCCGCUGAGGAAGCCGAGUGGAAGAAGCGCAAGGCGGCUGGGGAGGCCGAACGGAGGAAGCGCAAGGCGGCUGACGAUGCCGAGAAGAGGCGUCAGGAGGCCGAAGAUGCGAUGGACAUCGAAGAGGAGAACGAGGUCUGCGCCAUGCUGGAUGACCUGUCGCUCGAGCACGACGAAAACGAAAACGAAGACGAAGACGAAGACGUUGAGACUGAAGACGCGGGCAAGAUGACGGCCGCCGUGGACGCUCCACUGGCCCCAGCAAGUACGCGCAAGCCCUCGCGGACUCCGAUACAUCUCCAGCUGCCGUUCGAGCAGCGGCAGGCCCACGUACCUCGCGUGGUGUUUGCGCUCCGGCAGCCCGAAGAGCAGGCGAGGACCGCGACGGAGCUAGCCGCCGCCGCCGCGCUGGUCGGGCUUUGGAGCGAGGGGCGGUUGCAGCCGAGCGUACGGAGGCGGGUGGCUCCGCUUCCCAAGCGCAAGGUCGUGUCCGUUGCGUCGCGUUCGGGUCAGGCCGGUGUCGCGCGGGCGUAG
Molecule: messenger RNA, 609 nt
Organism: Epithele typhae
Lineage: Eukaryota; Fungi; Basidiomycota; Agaricomycetes; Polyporales; Epitheliaceae
Exons: 1
Coding region: 1-609 (202 amino acids)
Source: RefSeq, a predicted model, not a curated record